Gossypium arboreum is the source of this 516-nucleotide messenger RNA. Its product is annotated as transcriptional regulator SUPERMAN-like. The transcript has a single exon. The coding region runs from base 1 to 516 and encodes 171 amino acids. The record is from RefSeq and is a predicted model, not a curated record. Lineage: Eukaryota; Viridiplantae; Streptophyta; Magnoliopsida; Malvales; Malvaceae.
AUGGAAGCCAACCAUCUUGAAGAUUCAAAGAGCUCGAGUGAAGAGACUGAUAAAUCAGAGCAAAGCAUCGAUGAUAUGCGCACCGGUCGUCGGUCCUACGAGUGUGUGUUUUGCAAGAGAGGGUUUUCUACAGCACAAGCCUUAGGUGGGCAUAUGAACAUCCACAGGAAAGAUAGAGUCAAGAGCAGGCCUAGCUCGGUUCCUAUAGUUUCACUUUCAGGCAACAAAGCUGAUGAUAAGAAUUACCCAAGUUUUAGACCUUAUUCCUAUCCGCCAAUCCAAAGCUAUCAGCCGCAUUACUCCAUUGCUCCUGAGGUACAUGUAAGUUAUCAAGCUUUUCUUCCAGUUUCAGGUUGGGGUUUUAGGCUACCUCCGCACACGGCUCAACUGUUUGUAGACAAUUCAAAGCAUCGGAAUCCGUUUGGCGAAGAUGAUCAUGAAAACAAGAAGGCUGAUGGAUAUAAUGAUAAAGAAGAUGAAUUAGACUUGGAGCUUCGAUUAGGUCAUGAUCCCUAG